Cydia pomonella (codling moth) is the source of this 3457-nucleotide messenger RNA. It is a transcript of the gene Arl4, whose product is annotated as ADP-ribosylation factor-like protein 4C. Gene Ontology annotation, cellular component: cytoplasm. Gene Ontology annotation, biological process: vesicle-mediated transport; intracellular protein transport. The transcript is spliced from 4 exons. The record is from RefSeq and is a predicted model, not a curated record. Gene Ontology annotation, molecular function: GTPase activity; GTP binding. NCBI's taxonomy places the organism in Eukaryota, Metazoa, Arthropoda, Insecta, Lepidoptera, Tortricidae. The coding region runs from base 809 to 1438 and encodes 209 amino acids.
GUGGAAUUGAAACCCAAACCCACCUGUGCUACUGCUACGGCAUGGUGUUUCGAAUAAUCCCCAUCGAGUUGAUUCGCCGGGUACCGAAGUAGAAUCGCUGCGAAUAUCGCGCGAAUGCAGCCGAAAGGCGAUCUUUACUCGCUCGCUCCGGCCCGUGGCCCGUGUGCUUCUCUUCUCGUCACUUCAGUCUGGAGGUGUCCGCGGGCGGGGCGGCACGUACGGCGUACGUGGUCGUCGCGCCACUCGACAUUGCAUUGUUUUUACUAUGCACAUCAUUGUUUAAAACCGUUCUUAUCAAAUCAAUACGAUUUAUGAGUGAUAUAACACGGCCUACGCUGCGUUUAAAGCGAGAUAACGACAAGUGUUCGAACAAAUCAGUGACAAUAAAGCGUUUUAUCUACAGCUACUUGCUGGUGGCUUAUUGACAAGUGAAAUUCAUAAUCGGCCCAUUCAUAGGAGGAAUCGGUCCGAGAGUUUGUUAUUGGACAUUUACUCGUCUAAGUGUCUUUGUGGUGAAGCAAAGGAUGCAAAUCAAUAAUCGUGUGGAUACCCAGCUGCGAACCGAGAGCUCGUGCUGUGCGGUUUAAUACUCAGUUGCAUAUUGAUUGCCACUGGAUCUGGAUAUUGUAGACAAAAUACCAACGUUAUACAACUCACGAACACAUACUUGAAGUGGUAUAUUGAAGACUGAAGUUCUCCUGGCCUUACUUAACGCAGUUUAUUUUUGACACUCUGUGAGUUCCUGUUCUCCUCGUGAUGUUGCGACCCGACGAGAGCGUGAGAUAGCCGCCUCGUGCGGCGGCGCAGCAUGGGUGCGAACAUGGGCAAGAACUCGAGCCUGCUCGACGCGCUGCCUUCCGCGCAAGGCACGCUGCACGUCGUCAUGCUAGGCCUCGACUCCGCCGGCAAGACCACUGCGCUCUACCGGCUAAAGUUCGACCAGUACCUCAACACGGUACCCACUAUCGGCUUUAACUGCGAAAAGGUUAAAGGCACCAUAGGAAAGUCCAAAGGAGUAAAUUUCCUCGUCUGGGACGUCGGAGGCCAGGAGAAACUCCGGCCGCUGUGGAAGUCGUACACGCGAUGCACGGAUGGCAUUAUAUUCGUGCUCGACUCGGUUGACGUAGAACGUAUGGAGGAAGCCAAAAUGGAACUGAUACGGACGGCCAAGUCGCCGGACAACACGGGCGUGCCGAUCUUGGUGUUGGCGAAUAAGCAGGACCUGCCGGGGGCUAAAGAACCGCGUGAGCUGGAGAAGUUGUUGGGACUGCAGGAGCUGGUGGCGUCGCCGCACGGCUCGCGCGACGCGCACACCUGGCACGUGCAACCCGCCUGUGCCAUUACGGGCGAGGGCCUGCACGAAGGCCUCGACGCCCUCUACGAGAUGAUACUCAAGAGAAGAAAACUCGCUAAGCUACAGAAGAAACGCGUCAGAUAAACUGGCCGCGUGAAACUUAUGGCUACGAUUAUCAAUGUUGUGAUGUACAAUGUUAAGAUAAUGCUCAUCGCGUAGAUGUUGGUUGAUAUGUCCGAUGUGUAACACCAAAUAUUGUUUUUACUGUAGAUAUGAAGGAACGUCUUAUGAAAAUAUUCCAUCACAAUGUUGCUCAAGUAUAUUGAACAUUUUGAAGGAAACGAAUAUUUUGAUAAAACUAUAACUACUAGUCAUUUUCUUUUGAAAAUAGCUAGAUGGAGAAAACGAAAUAAAUUAAUUAUACUGUCAGUCGGUCUACUAGAUAACGGCCACGGUUUUACAACCGAACGAAAGAAUCUUGACAUCUAUGAUUGUGAUCUUAUGACCUUUCAGAAUGUUAGUACAUACCUGGGAUUUAGUACGGAAUACCAUCCAAAUCCAAAUUAAACCAAACGCCCAUAUCAUUUAAUUUGCAUGAAAGUCAACAAAUUCUAUAUGCAUUAUCUAUGACUACACAGACGAGCUACAGACCUUGAAUUAAAUAUAUCUAUAAUGCAAUAUUUUAUAAAUAGUAGUUACACGUAAUCUCUAGAAUUUGUAGUAUUUUUCCCUAUACAGCUUUUCAGCAAACAAAUAACCCUUGUAUUCUUGAUUCUUUCUGUCCCAAAAUAAUAUGAUAUGACCUUCCAGUAGUACACCUCAGCCUCCUCGUUGCGCGUAUAGCGGAAACAUGAAAUGGACGAUCAAGCGAUACCUAUUAUAAUAAUAAAUAUCUAUCUGUCAAGACCGUAAGGGCUUUAAACUCUUUGAAUUUUCACUGUUUUCGUGUAGACAUAAUUAUUUAUUAACAUGGAAAUGAGAUGUUCGUGUAUAACUUUCUAAAAGAGGCUUUUAACGUUUCUGUGUCGAGAAUCUUCUCUAUGUACAUAUAAUGUAAAUAAACGAAUUUGGAAGAUAAUAUAACGAAAUUUACAUGCGUAGAUAAGUAUUUCGUUGUAAAAUAACAAUUUUAACGUUUGCGCAUUUAGUUUAAGGUACGUCUACAUAAUAUUGUAUUAUGUUAUUUUGUUAUUACAUUUGGUUUGUUUUUGCGCUACAUCGACCCACUGGCCGAAUUUUUAUAUGGAGUAAGAUUCACCAAAGUCCAAUGACUCAUUGCAUCAACCAGCGUCAGCAUAAAUGUAGUUCAAAAUUAGCGGAUGUCAGCGCCCAUCAGUUUUUUUAAAUAAAAACGCAGGCUUUGCUGUCACACACCCAGAUUAACUAAAUAUGGCCAUACAAGACAAUUUCCAUCUGACACUGGGUCACAAGAUAUCAUCCUGCCUGAUGCCUGACCCAGAAAUGUAACGCCAAUUAAAUUGUAAUUUGCCAAUCUGGUGAAAUACGGGUCUGGUCUGGUACUUUCUAUACCUGGCUAUUUGGGUACAAGUAAUGGAGAAAUAUCUAUACCCCGGUUUUCGGUCAUUUAAAAGCUUUAAUCAUACAUAUGUGUUAUAACUUUACAUAUUGUAUAAUUUUUCGCCGGUGUAGUGUAACCUGCUAACCUCCACGAAGACAAACUUGAUAGUAAUAGGUACAGUCAGCGUCAAAUACUUUGUAGCAGUCAAAGUGGCCAAAUAGUUCGGUACACCAUACUAAAUAUAUGGUGUACCGAACUAUUUGGCUACUUUGGUUUCUACAAAGUAUUUGACGCUGACUGUACAACGUAUGCUGUUUAGUAAGCAAUUCAUAUCAUUUAAUUUAUUUAUGGAGUGAUUCAUAUAACAAUUAGUUUAGAACUUGCUGAUUGCAUUGGUGUAAAGCUUUUACCAGGUUUGUUUAGUCAUCAUUGUAAAUAUGUAAAUUCCAAGUAGUUAUUCGUCAAUACCAAGAAACCAAACAUUUUUAUGAGUAGGAAAUGUACAUUUUGUUAUUUAAAGUGAUUUGUUUUAUUAUAUUAUCUAUCUAUAUUAUAUCCAAUUGUAUUUUGUUUGAUGGUGGAAUUAAUAGGCUAUAUGUAGGUUGUUUUCAUAUUGAUUCCCCGUAAAUAAAAUCUGUUUUCAA